This is a messenger RNA of Serpula lacrymans var. lacrymans S7.9, 345 nucleotides long. RefSeq lists its product as uncharacterized. Lineage: Eukaryota; Fungi; Basidiomycota; Agaricomycetes; Boletales; Serpulaceae. Bases 1 to 345 code for a protein of 114 amino acids. The transcript has a single exon. The record is from RefSeq and is a predicted model, not a curated record.
AUGAACCAAGCGAGCGCUGGUCGGAUGAAGAUUAUCUUUCCAGAAUUGAGUUCAAGUCUCAGAGACGUGAGUUGUAUGGUUACAAGUGUAUCUAUCCAUCAUUCCAUGUGUCUGUUAUCCGAGCCUUGGAUCGGGGAAGGGAUCCUCUAUCCAUCACAGGCGGCUGGCCGGCGUAGCUCGUCCAUCCUCCCUCGAGGCCUGUCAUCCGCCAGCUACGACCAAGUCAUAAAACCUCCCCCUAUUUCCUCGCUCAUUCCCCAGCGCAUCUCUCUCUCCACUGGAAACAUCAUCGACGACCUCAAAGUCCAACCAACCUCUAGAUAUAAUAUCUAUACUACACACUGA